Hibiscus syriacus is the source of this 857-nucleotide messenger RNA. RefSeq names its product ankyrin repeat-containing protein BDA1-like. Gene Ontology annotation, molecular function: protein binding. Lineage: Eukaryota; Viridiplantae; Streptophyta; Magnoliopsida; Malvales; Malvaceae. The transcript is spliced from 2 exons. The coding region runs from base 42 to 521 and encodes 159 amino acids. The record is from RefSeq and is a predicted model, not a curated record.
CUCCUUUGCACUUGGUAAGUAAAGUUGGAAACCACGAUGGUAUGCUGGAUAGAUUUCUAGAGGCUUGCCCUGAAUGUGUUCUAGACGUUACGACUAAGAACCGCACUGCUUUGCAUAUUGCAACCAAAAAUAAGAGACUGGACGUUCUUCAAGUUCUAAUCCGAAUGCUUCGAAAGAAAGACAAAGACUAUUAUCGGGAAGUGGUGAACCGGAAAGACGAAGAUGGCAAUACUGCACUUCACAUAGCUGCUGGCAAUAAUCAACCUCAGAUGCUCAGAUUACUAUUAGACUGCAAAGCUAAUAAGCAUGCCACCAAUCAGGCUGGUUCGACGGCACUGGAUGUUGCAAUAGGGCAAAGUUACAGAGAAAGCAUCAGUAUUCUGCGGGGUUGCUGUAUUCCAAGAGUUUCAAACUUUAAAUAUAAGAUGGAGAAACAAAUCGCCAAGUAUCUAACCAAGGCAUCGUCACUAAUUUUUUCGGAUAUGGAUAAUAUAUCAGGGAAGACCGCAAUGCUUUACUAGUAAUUUUAGGACUGCUUCUUACGGUAACUUUUCAAGCCGCUCUUAGCCCGCCCGGUGGUGUCUGGCAGGAUGAAAGUUCCUCAGAGUCUAAAGGGUCGUAUGAUCGAUUAUCAUUGGGGAUGUCAGUCUUGCCUCAAUACGAAUUUCUUUUAUUCUAUGUUCCGACCUAUGUGGUGUUCAUCGUUACCUUUUUCCUAACACUAGCCCUGCUCAAACCUUUUCCCAAUGGUUUCCGGACAACACUUCAAGUACUACUCGCAUUUCUUGCAAUAUGCUUUCACCGAUCAAUAAUUAUCAUAUCCUCGGCCUAUUCAACAGUCACAGUUAUCAAUAUAU